Messenger RNA from Biomphalaria glabrata, 7293 nucleotides. RefSeq lists its product as uncharacterized. Gene Ontology annotation, biological process: DNA replication, removal of RNA primer. NCBI's taxonomy places the organism in Eukaryota, Metazoa, Mollusca, Gastropoda, Planorbidae. Gene Ontology annotation, molecular function: nucleic acid binding; RNA-DNA hybrid ribonuclease activity. The coding region runs from base 524 to 1894 and encodes 456 amino acids. The record is from RefSeq and is a predicted model, not a curated record. The transcript is spliced from 5 exons.
UUAAUUAUUAGAUCUAGCUCUAGAUUCUAGAUACAGUUUUAAGUCUUAGAUCUAGACCAUGAAAAAACCUUCUAGAUACGAAUCUUGAUUAGAUUUCUAACUUACAACUUGUAUUUGACCUACAUGUUACUUUAUUGUUGUUUUUUUUAAAGUGAAGACUAGAUCUAGCUAUAUCUAUUAGAUAAAGAUUAAGUCUCAUAUGCUUAAAAUAUGCAGCAACAGAGAUAUGUAGAUUUUAGAUGUUAUCUAGAUCUAUUCUAUAGAGUCUAGAUGAGAUCUAGAAUGACCUAAGCUACUAAGCCUAAGUAUUAUGUAGGCUAGACUCUAGAUCUAGUCACACUCUAAUCUGAGACAUCAUCCAGAUUUUGUAUAUAAUAUAUAAUAGAUCUAUAUAGCCAUAGAUCUAGAUAUAGAAUACUAGACCUUGAAGGCUUGAGUAAUAAUAAUACACCUAGCAGGAACAUCCUGGGGAGCUGAAAAGAAAACCUUAAGACAGUUAUACACUGGAUAUGUCAGAUCUGUAAUGGAUAACUGUCUCUCUAUACAAGUAGCUACCAACAAAACCUAUCAAUCAUCAUUAAAUACAAUCCAAAACCAAGCCUUACGGUUAAAUAGUGGAGGUAUGAGAACUACUCCCACAGCAGCCUGUGAAAUAGACUCCAAUAUUGAACCUCUUAAGUUAAGGCGCAACAGAGCAGCAUUAGAAGCUAUUGAGAGAUACAGAAGGUUGGAGGACGAUCAUCCAAAUAAAUUACUAACACAGAGAAAUAGGAAAAACAACCAAAAAAAGCAAAGGACUCUGAUCCAACUUACUGACGAACUAGCCCUAAAACACCACCUACCCAAUAACAGAGAAAAAAUUACCAGGUUUUCAAACAUUACACCCGGACUAAACCACAAACAACCAACCAUCAAAACACAUUUACUAAAUAACACCUUAACAAAAGAAUCAAAUCCACUGGAGCUCAAAGUAGGCACGCUUGAAAUAAUCGAAAGCUAUCAAAAAACAGCUAUCCAUAUUUAUACAGACGGAUCGGCUUUCAAAGCUACCAUCAAUGCUGGUCUUGGUGCCUUCCUGGUCUUCCCUAAAAAUAAACACUUUGAGAUAAGCGCACCCUGUGGUGAUUACUGCUCAAACUUCCAAGCCGAAAUUGAGGCAAUUACCAUAGCACUCCAGACAGUGGAAAACAAAUUAUAUGAAGGAGUGCAACCACCAUCAGAUAUUGUUGUCUUUACAGACUCCCAAUCUACUCUGCAAGCACUUAACAGCAGCACCUCAAACAGCCCAAGAGAGUUGACAACACUCAUUGUGAUAAUCCACCAGAUGAUAUCAAAAUUAAAUAUCAAUAUUACACUACAGUGGAUCCCUGGACACAUUGACAUCAUGGGAAAUGAAAAGGCAGAUAAGCUAUCAAAGGCAGGUUCAUCUAUGGAACAACCAGAUAGACCUGUUAACUACCUCACCCUAAGGUCAAUGUUAGUCAACAAUCACAAAGAGGAGUGGCUCAACCAAUGGGCAUCAGGAAACACAGGCAGAGCCAUGUACAGAGAAAUGACUACGCCUAACAAACUGGACAGUAUUAACUUCCUCCCCCGCAAAGAACAAUCUACAAUCUUCCAACUAAGAACAGGACACACACCACUAUUAAAUUACCACCUGAACAAAAUAAACUCCACACAACUACCCCUUUGCAGACAUUGCGCCCACCCCUUUGAAACCGUAAACCAUAUCCUCUUUGAAUGCCCCUCCCUAAUCCACCUUUGGCAGACCCUACUUCCACUACAGCCCAACAUAACCAACACCCUGUACGGCAGUGCUGAACAACUGAAGAAAACAGCACACUUUUUUUCCUUGGCACAGUCUGCAAAAGAGCUCACAGCUCAGCAGCAAUAAAGCUGGCUAGAAGAAGAAGAAGAAGAAGAAGGCUUGAGUAAAGAGUAGAUCUCUAUCACAAUCUAUAUGAAUGUUGUAUAUAUGUCUAGAUAUGCUAACUUAAAUAGCUAGAAUAUAGAUCUAGAAUCUAGUCUAGAUUAGUAGAUCUAGAUCUAAUCUAGGUCUAACAAUAAAAUUGAUUCGGAAUACCUUGAAUUCAUCCUUUGUGAUUGUGUAGGCACUUUCAGUAGAACAAGAUUAUAAGUGAAGAGAUCUGGAUAACACAAGGAGGGCAGCAAAUCAUUUUCUUUAUUAUGAUGGCUUGCUUUCAAAGUGUGGCGAUUUUAUUGUUUACCAUGGAGUUGUCUACUUUUCAAAUUUUACUGACCAAGUUUUUUACAGUGACUGAUCCAUCAGCAGUUUCCGAAGCAGUAACUGAUAUCUCAAAAAAAUAUUGCUUUGCUGAUGGUGUCUGGUCACCUCAGAGGAUCAACAGGAUUUGUUCAUUGAAAGACACUUGAAGAUGUAGGCAGUUAAAGCAAAAGGACUUCUUGCAAUGUUUGUUUCAAGGACCAGACACAAGAGAAUUCGACAACAUAUGUAUCAGAAGAUCAAAAUCAGAAACUGAAAUCUGCCCAUGUAGAGUGUCACCAGAGAAUGUUGACCAUCUCCUCCAAAAUUGCUCUCUUUACCAAGAGGCUGUACAUGACACUGGCCCCAAAACACCCCAAUAGAAAGAAAACUAUAUGGAGAGUUCCCUGAUUUGGAAAUCACUGCAAAAAUAAUCUCAUAUACUGGUCCAGUCAUCUGAAUGCUCCAAUAAAAAAAUGAGAAGGAAGAAGAAAGAAGAUUGUAUGUACCAUUUUUGUUUGAGGAUGGGGAGAAAAGUGAUCUUAGAAUUCAAACACCAAAAGUAUGUGUCUUUAUGAAUUCAAUGUAAUUGAUAGUGGGCUUUUUGGGCUGAAAAUAAAAUGCAAAAAAUUUUAUUGGACUUGCAGAAAAAAAAAGAGUUUUUAGCCAAAAUAAACAAUGUAUAGCCUGAGAACAAAUCAGGGGGAAGAACCAAGGGUAAUGCUAGUAUACUAUAGAAGUAUCUUUUUUUAUCCUUGCAACUUCACUGAUGCAUAACAGUGUCACAAACUGUUUGUUAAUGUGAUAUGAAACAUAAUUUUUUUAUUUUUUUUGUUACACACAGGGUUCGUAGCGCUCCUAAAAACUCCUAAAAUCUCCUAAAAAAUGAAAAGUCUCCUAAAAUCCUAAAAUUCUCCUAAAAAUUGCUGAAAGUCUCCUAAAAUUUUGUCCACUCUCUUAAAAUUUUUACCCAAUAUUUUUUUUUUAAAUAUAAUUUUGCUUAUUUCUUGCUAAAAAUGCGGGGGAAAAAAAAACAACAGCGUAACUAUAGGCAUUCUGAUCGCAUCCCCUUACGGGCUGGCUGUGUUAAUGAGCUGACCAGUGACGCUUCUACACCGCCUUUCACCCACUUGUGAAGCGCGACCUCGUGAUUGAAGAUGGCCUUGGUUCAAGCAAGCAUUUCACCUGGCAGUAUUUUUCUGAAGUCAGCGUAGAAAUGUUUGUUUCCAUUUAUUGUUACCACUAAAGACGCGCUAGAUCUAGUCUGUAGUGAUUAUUGUCUAUAAUUAAAGGAAUUACCAGACUAAUUUGUAGGCUACACCCCUCCGGGCCCUCCCUCACCUAAAAUCUUCUUCUUGUAAGUGUAAGAGUGACUUCGCGUGGAAAGUCGGUAAAUUUUCUAGAUCUAGCUAGUAUCUAGUAAUAGUAUCUAGAUUUAGAUUUAGAUCUAAGUUAGAUCUAGUGACGAUAAUUCGCGACUAACCUGAAAACUCAGUGAAUUUUAGUCAAUUUAAUGAUCUCGAUAUAUCUAAUGUCUAGAUUACUUUACGCUAGAUUCUAGAUUUACGCUAAAGAGUCUAGUGAAGAUAAUUAGCACAAAGAAAUGAAAAGUCCGCAAAUUUUAGUGACUUAGAUCUAGACUCUAGAUCUACGGUAUAUCCAGUGAAGAUAAUUCGCAUACUGCCGCGAAAAGUCCGCAAAUUUUAGUGACUUAGAUCUAGACUCUAGAUCUACGGUAUAUCCAGUGAAGAUAAUUCGCAUACUGCCGCGAAAAGUCCGCAAAUUUUAGUGACUUAGAUCUAGACUCUAGAUGUACAGUAUAUUCAGUGAAGAUAAUUCACACAGCCGCGAAAAGUCCUCGAAUUAUUUUAGUGACUUAUAUCUAGACUCUAGAUUUACUCAAAAUCACUAGAAUCUAGUGAAGAUAAUUCUCACACAGCCGGGAAAAGUCUGCGAAAUUUAGUGACUUAGAUUUAAGGUCCGCAAAUUUUAGCGAAUUAGCUUUAGAGUCUAGAUCUUCUGUAAAUAUAGUGAAGAUAAUAUUCACACAGCAGUGAAAAGUCCGAGAAUUUUCUCGACUUUAAUCUAGAGUCUAGAUCUACUGUAAAUUCAGUGAAGAUAAUUCUCUCACAGCCUUGAAAAAAUCCGCGCAUUUUAGUGACCUAGAUCAACUGUAGAUUUAACGAAAAUAUUGAAAAUAUUUCGCAUGCAGCUGUGAAAAGUCCGUAAAAAUUAUUUCACUCGUAAAAGCCAGGGAAACUAUAUGGUUGAAAAAGAUUCUGCUAGGAAAAAAAACGCGAAUAGGUCUAAUCCCCCCCCCCCCCCCCCAAUCCAAAAGCCAUUUUUUAGUAAGCAAAUGUCAACUAAACAUUCAAAUAGACCUAUAUUGCCCUACAUAUUACUGGCUCUGUUUAUGAGAAGGAUUUAAGUUAGCUAAUAAAAGAAUAAAACGUUACCUCAAAUGCACACCAUGACUCUAGUAUCUAUAAGAUACACAUAGGAACUAAUAAUGUACAUUUCCAUCACAGAGAAUACACAUUAUGAUAGCAUUUCUAAGAAUGUUUCUUAUUUUAAAAAAUGGAAAAGCAACCAUUUGUAAUGUUUUGAAAUAAAUCUUUGAAAAAAAAAUGGUUGUUUGAGGUUUUGGGAUGACAGUCAAGUUGUUACUUGAUUAAAAGAUAACUUUCAUUACAUUUUCUGUGGACAUACCACAGCUGAUAACAUUGUUUCUGUGGCAUAUUGGCAAGAUAUUUAUUUUAAAAUCAAAUAACAAUAAUUGAUUUGAUAAAUGCUUAGUUUUGUGUAGGUUUUACUGUGUAUCACACAAACGGAUAGGAAACACACACACACAUCAUACAUUUCAUCCUUAAAAAACCUCCUAAAAUCUCCUAAAAUUUUGUCAUGGAAAAGUGCUACUAACCCUGUACACAUAUAAUCACUCUAAAAAAAUUAUUUCUAAAAUAGAUAACUGUCUCUAGUAACCUGCUAGUGGACCAUGACCAACCUUUUUCUAUCUUGCUUUGUAUGAUAUAAACUUUCCUAGAUUUGACUUUAAAUUGUUGUUCUAGUCAUGUCAGUUAUGCUAUAGGCUACUUUUAAUUGCAUAUGUUAGACAACAAUUGUGAAAACAAGAGUACAUAACAUUUUCUAAAGAAAUUUUCAAUAUUUUGCAUUUUGAGGGGAGCAACAUGGCUAUUGAAAAGCAGAGACCAUACAAACCUCAUUAGAUGAAGAGUUUUAUUUUGUUGGUAAAGUCCUUGGUUUUGAGCCAGCAGAGAAACAUAGAAAGCUCUAUUUUGACAAUAUAUAAAGAGUGACUUUAGCUCAACUCCUCACUAAGCUUUACAGUCUGUGACAUUUUUUUGGUAAAACUUUUAAUCAGAUUUAUGUGUGUAUACUUAAUUAUGUUAACUACAUGUAUCAAGAAUACUCAAUUCAUAAAAAGAAGCUGCUUUAAAGGAUUAAAGAUAACUUUGACCCUUUUGAGAAAACAAAUUGAAACACAAGAUUUUGAAUUAAUUUUGUAAUUCUUUUAUAUUUUUUUUUUCUGAAAGCCACAUAACGACACAAGUAUUUAUUCAAGGUUUUGAAUGUAUGGUAUACUGUUAGGUUUAGUAUUGAGUCAUUCAGUAAAUUGUUUUUGUUUUGUGGUUUUUUAAUAAAUGAAUAAAUGGAAGUUUAUAUAAUGUGUUAUGCUUAUAUGUAUGAUUUUUUUUUACUGAUCUAAUGAAAGAAACUUGAGGAUUUUAAUUUUUAUUCCUUUUGAAACAUGUAAGGAAUAUUAGAACAUUGGUUGGCAACAUUAUUAGUGUAGAAAUGUAUUUCACUUGGUAGCCAAGAAUGCUUAUAACUGAGAUGACAUCACUAAUAGUGGUUAACAAGGGUGCCAUGUUGUCAGCACAAUAACCAGCCGCCUUUACUUUUUCCUAACUCAUAUAAUAAUAAUAAUAAUAAUAAUCUUUAUUAUCCUUAAGGAAAUUUGUCUUACAAUUUGUGCAUUACACCAAACAAAAAACAUUAUAACUAUAAGAAACCAAAAUGUACAUUCACACCAGACUCACUCAUAAUUUACAUGUGACAAAGUUUAUGCCAGAUUGUUCUUAUUUAAUGAUUUGAUUGCCAGGGGAACAAAAGAGUGUUUGUGUCUGUUUGUCUUUGCUAUCAGUGUCUUGUAUCUCUUUUGUGAUGGUAAAAUCACAAAAUCCUGACACAAAGGGUGAUUCUUUAUUUCGAGGAUCUUGUUAGCUUUUUUAUAGAUGUUUGUCUCAAACAACUGCCCAAAUGGGGUUUGUUUUUUGCCAAUGAUUUUGCCAGCAGCAUUUAGGAUUCUAUGAAGUUACCCAUUAGAGCUGGGUGGACUCGAAGGCACCAUAAAGAUCCCAAAAUUAAAAAUACCCGUCUUCACCAGGAUUUGAACCCAGGGUCCUCCUGUUUGGAAGUCAAGUGCUUUACCACUCAGCCACAUGCCUCCGUUAAAGGCUAGAUUUUGUGACAAUUAUUUUUAGGAGAGAGAAUGAUGUAUGCACAAAGUUGUAGUUUUUUUUAUUUGUAUUAAAUUUAUUUGUAUUUAACCACUGACUUAUUAAUCUCUGAAUUGUCAAAUUUAAGUUUGUAAUCAGUUAGUGUUGACCUUGGCUUGAUAGGCUCAAAGGAUUAACAAUAAUAAUAAUAAUAAUUAUAGCUUGUAUGUAGUGCUACUUUCAUGCUUACAGCAUGCUCAGAGUGCUGUGUUCCAAUCUUAUGUGUGAACCAGUAGGGGGGGGGGGGGAAAUUUGGGAGAGGGUUUUCCGUGCUGCCUUUGGGUACUCAGUAAACAGAACUCUGCUUGAGUCGUGUGUUGAACCUAGAGUCACCUUGAUAGGUAGCCGAGCCAAGCCAAGUUCAAGCAUACUUAGCCUCUUGACCACGCCUCCACAUUGAAAUUAAAUUGUAAAUGUUAAAUAUUUUUAAAAAUGUAAUACACAAUUUGAUAUUUAUGAAAUAUUUAAUACAGAAUUUGAUAUUGAUGAAAAAUUUAAUACAGAAUUUGAUAUUGAUUACAAAAAAUAAUACAGAAUUUGAUAUUGAUA